Messenger RNA from Colletotrichum destructivum, 234 nucleotides. RefSeq lists its product as uncharacterized. NCBI's taxonomy places the organism in Eukaryota, Fungi, Ascomycota, Sordariomycetes, Glomerellales, Glomerellaceae. Bases 1 to 234 code for a protein of 77 amino acids. The transcript has 2 exons. The record is from RefSeq and is a predicted model, not a curated record.
AUGUACGGAAAUGGCAACUCUAUCGGGUUCGUUAUCUGGAUGGGUACGGAGCCUCUAGUUUUGUUCCCAAUUUCCAGGGCUACAUUAUCUGUAAUAAAUAUCCUGCGUAGACAGGUGAGAACGAGUCAAGAGACGGAGAAACAAUGGGUGGUUCUGCACUUGCCGGAAGCCUCCCGCAACUCGACGCGCCUCGUUCAGACGGACAAGUCCGUAAGUUCGCCCGUCUCGGAGUAA